UCCCAGUGCGCAGCCGCAGCCCGGGUGACGAAGAUGGUGCUCAUCAAGGAAUAUCGUGUGGUGUUGCCGGUCUCUGUGGAAGAGUAUCAAGUUGGUCAGUUGUACUCUGUGGCUGAGGCCAGCAAGAAUGAGACAGGAGGAGGAGAAGGCAUUGAGGUGCUGAAGAAUGAACCUUAUGAGAAGGAUGGAGAGAAGGGACAAUACACACAUAAAAUAUACCAUCUAAAGAGUAAAGUCCCAGGGUAUGUGAAGAUGAUUGCACCAGAGGGAGCAUUAGUUUUUCAUGAAAAGGCUUGGAAUGCCUACCCAUACUGUCGCACUAUUGUGACGAAUGAGUACAUGAAGGACGACUUUAUGAUAAAAAUUGAGACGUGGCACAAACCUGACAUGGGAACAGUAGAAAAUGUCCAUGACCUGGACGAGCAGACGUGGAGGACUGUGGAGGUGGUUCCCAUAGAUAUUGCAAACAAAGAAGAAGUGGCCCCUGGGGACUAUAAGCAAGAAGAAGAUCCGGCUCUUUUCCACUCUGCCAAGACAGACAGGGGACCUCUAGGCCCUGAAUGGAAGAAUGAGCUGAAGACAGACUGUCCUUACAUGUGUGCAUACAAACUGGUCACCGUCAAGUUCAGAUGGUGGGGUCUGCAGACCAAAGUUGAAAAUUUCAUCCACAGGCAAGAAAAGCGUAUUUUCACCAACUUCCACCGCCAGCUGUUCUGCUGGAUUGACAAAUGGGUGGGUUUGACCAUGGAGGACAUCAGGCGGAUGGAAGAGGAGACUCAAAAAGAGCUUGAGGAGAUGCGUCAGAAGGGAGAUGUGCGAGGCACCUCUGCAACAGACGAGUAGAGGCCCGUCACUGUAGGUCAAACACUAGAGGCAGGCUGACUGCGUAAAACAGGUCCGAUUCGAGGCACCAGUGCUGCUCAUGAGCAAUGAGGCAAAUCAAACAAACCCUGUCACGAUGACGUCAUCCGAGACACGUCCACCAUGAUGAGGAAGUGGCCCUGACGUCGCCUCUUCUCUUCCUGUCUCACAUGAUUCAUUGGGGGGUUUGACAAGAUUGGUUAACAGUACUGUACAGAUCCUACCCCAAUCACAAGCCUCCUGUUCACCCAGAAAACAAACAAAAAAAACAUGGUUUUGCAUACAUAUAAAAAGGAAAAAAAAAACUCUUUGCACAGAACGUAAAAUGCCUGAUAUGUAAUUGUUAGUUGAUUAUUACAAUGGGCUUUGUUUUUAUUCAGGUGUGUAAACCGUGACUCAGAAAGUCAAGCCUUUUAAAUUAAUUAGAAUGUUGUUUUUAGGUAAACAGAUUCCCACAAAAAUUGGUAUAAGAUGACUUUAGCAGGUAUUGGACCAUUUAUCUCCUCACCCUCCCUUGUAUUAUAACUGUCUGUCUCUACUUUACUCCCUGUCUCCCCCCUUCAGUAUUGUCUGUAUUCUCGUCCUGGUAAAAGUUGUCUAGAUCUCCUCCCCCCGUGUCUCACUGUCCCCUCUGUCUGGCAGUCGGUUGGGAAUACUGAUGUUUCUGUUUUUUCUUUCUUUUAUAGUUUUUAAUUUUCGAGGCUAUUCCAUGCCUGUUGAUGGUUCAAAGCAGAUAUAAUGCUCAUGCAUGAUAGAUAAUUCUUUGCUAUUGUUUUCCCCUCACGUGCACUCGUGUCCCACAUUUCGACAUGCACACCGGCCCUCCUCCCCCUCCGUCACAAGUGCAUGUUGACAACAGCAACUCCUCACUAAACUGUCAUUGCAUGUGUAUCGCCGCUGCAGUGCAGCUUCGCUCAAGUGGAAAGUUAGUGUUGAUGUAGAGAGAGGGUUAGCGCCCUCUAGGAGAGUCUGUACAAAACACCUGUGUGUUAGUGUGUGCAUUUGUGUGCUCGUUUGUGUUAUCAACUGCCUUCACUCUUAAAGGACUGUCGCUCUCGGGACUGAGAUGGAGAACGUUCGGCUUAAUAUCAAGGCUUCUGAGUGGUGUCGGCACACAGCUGUGCUCUGGCUCUACGACCGGCCUGUUGGACUUUGCCUCAUGCCGUCGCUGCAUGUCCUUUCUCCUUGGCUAGGGCUUUAACUGGAGGGCUCCCACUGCCUCCACAAAAGCUAUUUUUUCUUCUUCUUCGAAUUCUUUUUUCCUUUUUUUUUUUUUAAUUUUUAAAACUAAAACAAAUGAGGAUGAGCGUCUGCGUGAAUCAAGGUAGUUUUUUAUAUCUUUCUCAAACUACCGUUUCCUCUCUCAACUGACAGAGCAAAUGGGUCCUGGCAGAUCUGCGAUUUUUGUUGCAGCUGUGGAUUGACGAGCAUUCUGGGUGUAUAGUUUUUAAUUAUUUUUUUUAAUUUUCACCAUGUAUACUGAUUUUUAAGCUCUUCGUCUACCUUAACUACGGGAAAGUAUGAGAGCAGUCUGAACUUUUCUUGACAGUUUCUAGUUAAGGAUGAAAUUGCUUUGACAAAGGUUAAAUAAAUUGGACUCUUACAGUUUAGAUCGGUGGUGGGUGACCUAGUACAAGCCUUGAUCUGAAAACAGGUGGUGUCUUUAUCCUGCUCUCUCUCUCUCUCUCUCUCUCUCUCUCUCAUGCAUCACUACUUUGUGUGUGUGUAUGUUUGUGUGCGUGUGUGAGACUUGAGGUUGUAGCCGUUUUAUCACAGCAAGAGCUGAGUUUAGCCGUGUUUAUUUUUGAUCUCGUGCAGAUCCUGUUGGGCUCUAGGUAAAAUAUUUUUGCGAGGUUUUAUAUGAUCCUGAUGCAGCUUAGUGCAGUUUCACAGCUGUUACUAAGACUUAGUCUAUUCCAUCGGGUGUGAGUGUCUCCAAAAUUCUUAGGUUUCGUUGUAACCUAUCUUUGUGUGGUCUGCGUUUGACAGGUUAAGGGAGAGUUAUAAGUGUACUUUAUAACAGAAAUGGACAAACUGUACAUACAAACACUGACUUGAAUGGGGAAAUUCACAGCUACUAGGCGUUGUCAGGUCCAUCAUUCAUUACUGCACUGCUAAAAGUAACUUUAAGGAAGCUGUGACGUCAGAGCAGGUAAAUGCCGGCUCUGUGGACAGUGCGCUGUGUCUGUAAAGUGGAGCAAACUGUUGGCGCGUCGUUGCUCAUACCAUAGUUUAACUGUACCUCAGCCAUGCUUACGAAUGUACAGCUAGGAAAUAGAUGUGUCAGAGUAUGCAGGGAACCGCUGAACUGCAGGAACACUGACUCGUUUCACACCUGCACAAGCAUGACAUGGACCCAUUAUAUCGUCAAUACGUGAGGACAAAUGGAUUUACUAAAGCUAGAUUUGAUCUGCACACUUUUUGUAUUCUUUACAUUUUCCUUUCUUUUCUUUCGAUCAUUCUCCAUUUUACGUUUGAUCAGUGCAUCAGUGCUUUUGAGAAGCUCUUUAACUGCACCAGACAAGAAGGGAAAUCCUUUUGAAGGGCGGCUUCUCCUCAAAAUCAAACUGGACUCAGCUCGACCUCAGGUUUGCCGACGAGGAGUGAAAAGCCUGACGAGUUUGGUGAUGACGGGAGUCGCCCUGUAGACUAGAACAGGCUGUGUGAUGUACAGUUUUGUAGCAUUGCCGGUGAUGCCAGCCAGGGUAUGACUGAGGGGAGGGAUAGAAGCUUAGGGAACAGAUGGAGUCCAAAAUACUGUUUUCUUUAUUGUAAUCAUGAAUAAGCACUUGCAAAAUCUACUGUUUUUUUUUCUUUUCUUUUAUGUUUUCUUUUUUGUUUUUGAAAGACAAAGAUUCACAAUGUAUUCAAUUUUCUCUUUUCUGAUAAGGCAAAAUUCAGGGGAAUUAGUAGUGAAUGUAAUACAAUUAGUUCCUUUUUUUUUUUUCUUUUUCACAGCUUUCAAGCUGUGGCAGAAGGUCUAGACAAUGGAA
Xiphias gladius (swordfish) is the source of this 3854-nucleotide messenger RNA. It is a transcript of the gene pitpnb, whose product is annotated as phosphatidylinositol transfer protein, beta. The coding region runs from base 34 to 843 and encodes 269 amino acids. Gene Ontology annotation, molecular function: phosphatidylcholine intramembrane carrier activity; phosphatidylinositol binding; phosphatidylinositol transfer activity. Lineage: Eukaryota; Metazoa; Chordata; Actinopteri; Istiophoriformes; Xiphiidae. Gene Ontology annotation, biological process: phospholipid transport. The transcript has 12 exons. The record is from RefSeq and is a predicted model, not a curated record. Gene Ontology annotation, cellular component: cytoplasm.